UCUGCGGCGCGUUGACACUUAACAACCAAGGAAGCUUUUGAGUUUUGCCCUCUGAUAAUCAAGAAUGAAAUGAUUCUGGAAUGAUUUGAUGAUGUUAUCAACAUUUUAUUAUCAAAUAGAUUCUUGUCCCUAGAUUGGCUUUGUGUGUGCCAACGUCUUCCGACUUGAGAAUGGGUAAUUCAGAUUCUAUUCUCACACCAGAAAAGCUUGAAGAUAUUGAAGAGCAGUCACAUUUUGACGAGAGGGAGAUCAAAUUUCUGCUGAAGACUUAUGCCAAACUGGAUCCCUCCCCCAAUGGCGAGGAUGGCAUCCCCGUGGAAUCUUUUCUCUCCCUCUACAUCUUUGCUGGCAAUGAGCUAGCAAGGAGAGUGGCUAUGAAGCAUGCCACUGGACCAGACCGUACCAUUCAACCAGAAGGGUUUCUCAUGUGUUUGUCAGUGUUGUGCAAGAAAGCGGAUUAUCGUGACAAAAGCAAAGCCCUUUUUGAUGCGCUGGACGUAAACAAGGAGGGACUUCUCCGAUUUGAGCAGCUCUUUAGUCUAUACAAAGGCAUGUUUACCCCUGCAUUGACGGAUGAUCAGAUAACAGAGGCUGUGAUUGGUGCAUUGCAGAAGGUCAGAGGUGAACAUCCUGGCACUAUAUCAUACCAAGAAUUUCUAAGGAUGGUAUCACCAUCAGAGCUGAAGAGGAAGAUGACGAUUGAUAUUCCUCUUCCAACCUGAGCAAAGUAAUGUUGCAUAUAGCUUCUUGGUCUGAAGAUCAUAGCAACAACUGCUUCUCAUGUGCUGCUGCUGCUUUUGAUGAUCAUGAUUGUGAUGAUGAAAUAUCACUGAAGGUGAUUAAUACCCCCGCCCUAUGCCGUUACCAUGGUUAUGCAGUUUGCAACACAUUCAGAACAUGAAUCUUGCAUGUCUUUACUCGAAGAUGAAUAUUUGUGCGUAUUUUCAUGAGUGCUGGCUUUAAACUUGGGAAGUACUGCUUGCUGCACUCUGCGUGGAUGAUCCGGAUGUUUACUCCUGCAAACAUCCUGCGAUUACUGAUCCUGCUCUAAUUCUGCUGAAUAAAUAAGGUUAGGAUUGUG
Lytechinus variegatus (green sea urchin) is the source of this 1081-nucleotide messenger RNA. RefSeq names its product calcineurin subunit B type 1-like. Gene Ontology annotation, molecular function: calcium-dependent protein serine/threonine phosphatase regulator activity; calcium ion binding. Bases 171 to 722 code for a protein of 183 amino acids. The record is from RefSeq and is a predicted model, not a curated record. The transcript has 5 exons. Lineage: Eukaryota; Metazoa; Echinodermata; Echinoidea; Temnopleuroida; Toxopneustidae.